Hydractinia symbiolongicarpus is the source of this 801-nucleotide messenger RNA. RefSeq names its product hatching enzyme 1.2-like. The transcript has 7 exons. Gene Ontology annotation, biological process: proteolysis. The coding region runs from base 1 to 801 and encodes 266 amino acids. Lineage: Eukaryota; Metazoa; Cnidaria; Hydrozoa; Anthoathecata; Hydractiniidae. Gene Ontology annotation, molecular function: metalloendopeptidase activity; zinc ion binding. The record is from RefSeq and is a predicted model, not a curated record.
AUGCAUAUGUGCUGCGCCAACUUUGCAUAUUCCUCUGAGCGAAAUAAAUUAAAUGAAAAAGACCGGAAAUACUUUCUUGAACAUAACCCCGCUUAUCCACCUGCAAACAAAGAAUGCAAUGACCCGAAGUACAUGGCUGCCGAUAUAAUUGCUUGUGAAAACGCAAAACAUCCUGUGAAGGAUUCUGAAGAUAUGGAUUUGUAUAGUACAAAACAUAUUCACAGAAGAAGACGUGUCACUGCACAUUGGCUUGCAUGGCCCAAACAUAUGACAAGCCCUUUUUUGCAAGCAAUUCAAGCCUUCAACCAACAAACGUGUAUUAAAUUAAUCCCAAGAACCGGACAACGUGACUACAUCGCUUUGUUUAGUGGCGAAGGGUGCUACACUUUCUUAGGACGAAACGGGGGCAGGCAGCCACUUUCAUUACAAGCAUAUUCAGGCUGCGCACAAAAAGGAGUUGCUAUUCACGAAAUUAUGCACGUGUUGGGGUUUUAUCAUGAGAUGGCCAGAAGAGACCGUGAUGAACAUAUUAGGAUUCAUUUUGACAAUAUUUAUACAGGUUGGUGGAGACAGUUUCGAAUGCAUGAGUACAGUAAUGGAUCAGUAUGGGGUGAAGAUUACGACCCUCAAUCUGUCAUGCAUUACGGGAAUUACGCCGCAGCCAUCAAUAGCAACCGAAUGACGUUAACAUCUGUUCGUAAUCCCAGGGAAAUACUUGGCCAGAGAAAUGGCAUGUCUCGAAAAGAUGCCAUUCAAAUUAAUAGAAUGUACGAAUGCGCAAAUUUUGUUAAUCGAGUUUAG